AUGGCCACCAUCACCUGCACCCGAUUCACAGAAGAGUACCAGCUCUUUGAGGAACUAGGAAAGGGAGCUUUCUCUGUGGUGCGCAGGUGUGUGAAGGUGCUGGCUGGCCAGGAGUAUGCUGCCAAGAUCAUCAAUACCAAGAAGCUCUCAGCCCGAGAUCACCAGAAGCUGGAGCGUGAAGCCCGCAUCUGCCGCUUGUUGAAGCAUCCCAAUAUCGUCCGGCUCCAUGACAGCAUCUCCGAGGAGGGACAUCACUACCUUAUCUUCGAUUUGGUCACUGGUGGGGAGCUGUUUGAAGACAUCGUGGCCCGGGAGUAUUACAGUGAGGCCGAUGCCAGUCACUGCAUCCAGCAGAUCCUGGAGGCUGUGCUGCAUUGUCACCAGAUGGGAGUAGUGCACCGAGACUUGAAGCCUGAGAACCUGUUGCUGGCCUCGAAGCUCAAGGGUGCUGCAGUGAAGCUGGCAGACUUCGGCCUGGCCAUAGAGGUUGAGGGGGAGCAGCAGGCAUGGUUUGGGUUCGCAGGGACACCUGGAUACCUCUCCCCAGAAGUGCUGCGGAAGGACCCGUACGGGAAGCCCGUGGACCUGUGGGCCUGCGGGGUCAUCCUGUACAUCUUGCUGGUUGGGUACCCCCCAUUCUGGGACGAGGACCAGCACCGCCUGUACCAGCAGAUCAAGGCUGGCGCCUAUGAUUUCCCAUCGCCAGAAUGGGACACCGUCACCCCUGAAGCCAAGGAUCUCAUCAAUAAGAUGCUGACCAUCAACCCAUCCAAACGUAUCACAGCCGCUGAGGCUCUCAAGCACCCCUGGAUCUCGCACCGCUCUACUGUGGCCUCCUGCAUGCACAGACAGGAGACCGUGGACUGCCUGAAGAAGUUCAAUGCCAGAAGGAAACUGAAGGGAGCCAUCCUCACCACUAUGCUGGCCACCAGGAACUUCUCCGGAGGGAAGAGCGGAGGAAACAAGAAGAACGAUGGUGUGAAGAAAAGAAAGUCCAGUUCCAGCGUUCAGUUAAUGGAAUCUUCCGAGAGCACCAAUACCACCAUCGAGGAUGAAGACACCAAAGUGCGCAAGCAGGAAAUUAUCAAAGUGACAGAGCAGCUGAUUGAAGCCAUAAGCAAUGGAGAUUUUGAGUCCUACACGAAAAUGUGUGAUCCCGGAAUGACAGCCUUCGAACCUGAGGCCCUGGGGAACCUGGUCGAGGGCCUGGACUUUCAUCGAUUCUAUUUUGAAAACCUGUGGUCCCGGAACAGCAAACCCGUGCACACCACCAUCCUGAACCCCCACAUCCACCUGAUGGGCGACGAGUCAGCGUGCAUCGCCUACAUCCGCAUCACGCAGUACCUGGAUGCAGGUGGCAUCCCCCGCACAGCCCAGUCAGAGGAGACCCGUGUCUGGCACCGCCGGGAUGGCAAAUGGCAGAUUGUCCACUUCCACAGAUCAGGGGCACCCUCCGUCCUGCCCCAGUAA
Arvicola amphibius (Eurasian water vole) is the source of this 1470-nucleotide messenger RNA. It is a transcript of the gene Camk2a, whose product is annotated as calcium/calmodulin dependent protein kinase II alpha. Gene Ontology annotation, biological process: protein phosphorylation. Gene Ontology annotation, molecular function: calmodulin binding; calcium/calmodulin-dependent protein kinase activity; ATP binding. The transcript has 18 exons. The record is from RefSeq and is a predicted model, not a curated record. Gene Ontology annotation, cellular component: cytoplasm; neuron projection. NCBI's taxonomy places the organism in Eukaryota, Metazoa, Chordata, Mammalia, Rodentia, Cricetidae. The coding region runs from base 1 to 1470 and encodes 489 amino acids.